Messenger RNA from Mobula hypostoma (lesser devil ray), 9976 nucleotides. RefSeq names its product interleukin-10 receptor subunit beta-like. Lineage: Eukaryota; Metazoa; Chordata; Chondrichthyes; Myliobatiformes; Myliobatidae. The record is from RefSeq and is a predicted model, not a curated record. Bases 235 to 1782 code for a protein of 515 amino acids. The transcript has 9 exons. Gene Ontology annotation, molecular function: cytokine receptor activity; protein binding. Gene Ontology annotation, cellular component: plasma membrane. Gene Ontology annotation, biological process: cytokine-mediated signaling pathway.
GCUUUAAGAUGAGCUGGUGACCCGCUGAGGGUUGGUACCGGGUGGGCUUGUUAUCAAACAUCAAUGGUUAAAGUUCAAGGGACGGAUGGGAAUGACUGACUAGCCAUACAGGGUUCUAUCGCAGGAGAAGGGUUUCGCCUCAGUAAGGUUGCUUCUGUCCUAACGGCCAUGUUGGACAUUAGGUAACCUCACUACAUUUGGAGCAAUGCUUGACGGGCUCAUCAGGGCAGAAGGAUGAAAAAAGAAGACGGCAUCCAGUCAAAAAAGAGAAGUGAUGUUUUAAACAGCUUGAAGUUGUUUCAAGUUUUGGGCCUCCUGUAUCACCUUUAUUUUGUUGAUCCUGUUACUGGUCUGCUAAAUCCACCUCGCAACUUAUCAAUUGUGUCAGAAAACUUCAUUCAUAUCCUGACAUGGGAACCGGGAGAAGAUGCUCCACUGACCACCCGCUACAUAGUGGGAUACUUCUCUUACAGCGCACUGCAUCAAUCAUUCAAUGCAUGCAUUCUGAUCAUGAACCGAACCUGUGAUCUAACAGAUAGCUUUAGUGACAUCUAUGGGAACUACUGGCCACGAGUUAAAGCAGUUACCAAAAAUGAUGAAUCCAACUGGACUGAUAUGGAUCACCAGUUUCAACCAUAUGAAGAUACACGCAUACGGCCACUUAAUGUUGAGCUCAUGGAAUCCCUUGUUGGAGUUCUUAAUGUGACUUUUGAUAUUCCAACACUCCCACCACUUAUUGCACACAGCUUAAGUGUUCAGUCAUUGGUAGAUAUCUACAUGACAUUGUCAUAUCACAUUACCAUAUAUAAAGAUGGAAAGUUGGAAAAGAACAGAGAUGUGUUGAAAAUGACAAGUGAAACGCAGGUGGAAGAAAUAUUUAAAAAAAUGGAACCAAAUACAGAGUACUGCUUCAUAAUAAAUGUAUAUUUCCACAAAGAGAAGACUGAUCCUUUGGAAAGGAAAUGUAUAAUCACACAAUAUGCAGAGAAAGAUGAGGCUACAGAAGCAUCUGCAACACUGCUAGUGGUUGUUUUUUUCCUUUUCGGUGCUGUGCUCAUCGUCAUCUUGAUACUAUUCAAAACAGAUUGUCUUACUUUAUUGGGCACAUACGUUCCACAAUCUCUGAAAAUUUUAAAAUACACCCAUUCUACCUACUAUUAUAAUGAUGUGCAAGAAAAAUUCAGCGUGAUGGACCAUAUUAGUAUCCAGGAACAGAAGAUACAAGGCAUUGAAGAAGAGAGUGAUGAGGAGUCAAUAAAUAUUGAGGAAUCAGGUUACGAACAGAAUACUCUGCCAAUGACUAUGCAGGACAGUGCCCAAAGUUCCGGCCUGUUUUCUGAUGGAAGAACAGAUGGAGCCAGCGCAGUGGCUUCUGAUGAUCAACAAUGUGAUUCUUUCACCAAGUUUGACGACUGUCUGAUGGCUCCCACGGAGGCAAUGAAAAAUGACUGUGUGGAAACUGAUCUAAUGAGCCAGCUGCAAAUGAACCACAGCAGAAAAAGCAGCUCAUCGUCUGCAAAUAUUGAUACUUCAGACGUUCCACUGUGCUCUGUCCAAAUCCAAGAUCCAGACUGCUGCUUUGUAGAAUUUUCAAGUGAACAGAUGUGUGAUCAGGAGUCAUGUGAAUCUACUACCACUGAAAAUAUUGAUAUGAGUGGUUUAUUAAACUCUGAGGUUUAUGAAAGCACUGAACUUCACCAUUCUGAGAAUCCUGGCCAGUGUGACAUACCAGACUGUUCAUCACUUCCCCAGACGAUACAAUCUAAUUACAUGAGACGCUGAAGGAGGUUUGCAAGAAACAGAUAUUAUGACAAUUACAACCACUUAACGUAUCCUCUGAGCUUUAGAAGUAGCCGCACCCAAUGAUCCGGCAUCAGUUGGAAUUACUUAAUCAAAGAAAUAUGAAUUUUCGCUUUUAGUACAGCAAGAAUCACUCGUCCGGCUAAGGGGAUUUAAAAUAUCUGAUUUUGUACAUCAACAAAUUUCAGAAUUUUUGCACAGUUACUUGGAAUAUAGGGUGGCAAAACGGCGCAGCCAGUAGAAGCUGCUGCCUCAGCUACAGAUCGCAUUGGUUUGCACACUACUUCGGCUCAGUGAUCUAGCUUCAGUCCCGAUCUGUGGUGCUGCCUCUGGAGCUUACUCCUUCUCCUCUGACUAGGUGGGUAUCACAUGUGCUGGUUGGCAGGUUAAUUGGACAACACAAGUUGCCCAUGCUGUGUAGCUGAGUGGCAAAAGUUGGAGAGUUGAUGGGAAUUUGAGGAGAAUAAAAUUGGUUAGGAUCAGUGUAAAUAAAGAAAAAUGCUGCUGGGGGGGCGGGUCAGCACAGACUCUGGGUGGAGGGCAUGCCUCCAUAACCUUCUGUAGACCAUUCAGCCCAUCAAAUGUGCUCCGCCAUUCCAUCAUAGCUGAUUUAUUAUUAUUCUCAAACACAUUCCCCUGCCUUCAGCCUGUAACCUUUGACACCGUGACUAAUCAAGGACCUAUUAAUUUUCGCUUUAAACAUAUCCAAACACCUUGCCUCCCAGUGGCAAUGAAUUCCACAGAUUUGCCACCCUCUGGCUAAAUAAAUUUAUCCUCAUCCUGUUCUAAAGGGACAUCCUUGUAUUCAGAGUCUGUGCUCUCUUCCUUACACUCUCCACGUCCACUCUAUCUAGAUCUUUCCAUAUUUGAUGGAUUUUAGUGAGAUCCCCCCGUCCCAUUCCUCUAAGCUCCAGCCCAGAGCCAUCAAACACUCUUCAUAAGUCGUAUGUAUUACUCUACGUAUUUAUAUUUUUACUAUAAGGUACAGUGGUAGACAAUAUGGCCCUCAAGCCUACUCUACCAUUUCACAUGACUGAUUUUCAUCGUUCAUUCCAUUUCCCCAUUCUUUCAAAAUAGCCAUUAAUCCCCUGAUUCCAGACCUGAAGGAAACAACUUUUCAGCAGCCAUUUUGUGUUGGUCUUUCUGAGUUUCAGGAAACAUUGUAUAUAGUCCUAAAAUUUUGUACUUUUUCAAAAUUUGGGAAAAAAAUCUUAAGUAGAAAUUUCAUAGUUCAAUGUUGGUUUGUUGUCACAAGUUGCAUUUCUCUGCCAAAACAAUGGGGCUUCAGAAUGGUGGGAAUGAGUAAUUGACUAGUGGUCAUCAUGUAGUGUGGAGAGUCAGGCUACAGAUUAUGAUGUACAUUGCUUGUGCUAAUAAUCCAUGGUGCCUCAUGGAUGCUCAGCUCUGAAUCCAUAGCAUGUAGCUUAAUUUAUGGUGUCACACAACACAAGGUGUGCUUUGUGUGAUCAGAGCAUUUCCUGCAGAAAAGUUGACACAGUGGUCAUUUUGCCAAAUCGAGCUACCUCUCACAAGCCAAUUCUGGUAUCUUGAGGGCUCACUGGUUUAGUCCACAAUGUGAUGUACAUUCUGUAUAGUUAUGUUCAGUGCAUUUCCAAACGUUGUUCACACAGAAUGCUGAUUUGUCAGCAAAGGGAAGGACAGUUAGCAAUAAUACAGACUCCCUUAUCCAUGUUUUGAUAUGAUGCCUUGAAAAUUCACAAUCUAGAUUUGAAAUAGAGAAUAAAACCGAACAAAUUACACAGCACUAAGCUAAGCCCCAAACCGGGGCAUAGCAAUAGCCUUAAAUCUUCCCCUCAAGGCAUGGAUAGCCAAGCAUCUAAAGCGGGAGAGCUGUCCCGCGAAUUUAUCAAGCAACAGUCAGAUUCCUCCGUCACAAUUCCUGGUACAUCCUGUACCAUCGACAAACAAAUCCACCCAAAAAAACAGCAUCGAUAAGAGGGAAUCUUCAAUAUUAGCUCCAGUCAGGAGCAAGGCUUUAAAUUUAAAGUUAAUGUUACUUUUCUGACAAUUGCUGAAAUUUUAACUUUUUAAGAAUUGUUUUUAUUAUUAAAAUUCUAAAAACAUAAUUCUGACUUACUGAAAAGACAUUCAAAGCCAAAGCUUUUAAAAUGGACAUGUCAUAGCUACUUCAGCUAAAAUGAUGCUACUUCAGUGAAUAUAAAUGUCUCAAUGUUCUUAUUGUCUAUUUAUGGUCAUUAAUUAUGGAUUUUGUUUAAGACUAAUAUGUACGUAAUGAAAAUCUAAAAUCCAUGCAUGUUUUAAUUGCAAGCCAAUAUUAACAAAUAGGAGGAUACAACGCCAUAAAACAAACUCGUCUUCCUGCCUGUGAGCACUUUUUCUGCCUAUUAGUGUGUUGCCUUCAACAUUCGCAAAUAUCAAACAUCAGUAGUUGCAGAUGCAGCAGCUUCUAGUUGCACUCUUUAUUUGUAAAGGGUUAUAUUAUGUUUUGUAACUCCAGAACAUAUAAUUAAUCAAAAGAAAAACAUGGAGAGACCGGGAGAAUGUGUAUGCUUCAGUUUUGCUUCUAGCGAGGCGCACACAUAUAUGAUGUGGCAUGAUGACUUAUGCCAUUCAUAUACUUUUACAUAUAACCUGUAAUUAAUUAUUUAUACAAAGAAUGCUUAAGCAAUAUAUUAACAAUAUUACUCAAAUAUUGCUGAUAUAUACUAAAUACACAACAGUUUACAUAACUCAUUCAUAUCUCCUUUGGCACUUGGAAUUUGGUUGUCCUAACUCAGACGCCUUGCAUCAGUUGUUUGAUGGUUAGCCACCCAACCACUACUCCAUUAUGUCUACCUUAACCUUAAGGUGGUUAUAGCCUGGGGGUGGUAAUGGGGACAAGCUCCCACCACCCAUUAAAUGCUCCCAAUGGCGUGCGCCUCAAAUUACCCCUGACAACCAAGUCCAGCUCCUGGCCUUCACGUGUGGUUUAGAUACUAAGCCUGGCAGAACCGUUUCUACUGACUGGAGAAGGGGCAAAGGCAGGUUGCUGGCACCUUAAAGCCAGUCGCUUCGGACAGAUGGAGCUUGUCAGCCGUGGAUGGUAGCGCAUCUAGGAGAGGGGAAACUCUGAUCUUGAACCUCCGCUGUCUUGCGGCUAUACCUGCUCAUGGGGAAAACUUCAGGAGUAAACCCCAAGGGAAAAGUCCGGAGCUGGAGUCCCUAAGGCAGUCCUACAUUGAGUUCAACGCUGACUAGCAACUCCUGUGAUGCUGCUGGUAUCGAACUGUAUCAGUCUCUGCCAUUCCUUUGGGUUCCUUCAUGGAGCUUGCUACAUGGGCAACAGCUUGCUCUCCAUAUCGUGUUACCCAGGCUUUCUAGACAGCUUGGACACGACAUCCGUGGUUGAUUCUGACUGAAAGAGGCCUCACUCUCUCACUACUUUAACACAUCAACCCAAAACAGUCAAGUCGGCAGUGCAUGACUUCGUCUAUCUUGACCCCAUUUCACAUAAGGUGGCUAUGUAGUAUGUAUCUCUAUAUAGCUGUCUACAUUCUGCUGAAAACAAUAGCAUGCACAAUGCCACCUUAAUCAAAUACAGCUACUACCUGAAAUGUUCAGUCAAUCAAGCUACAUUAGCAGGGAAAAAGGUAGAGUUAACAUUUUGACUAAACAUACUUUGUUGCAGGAAAUGUAGCAGAUACGACAAAUACGAGUGCAGGGAAAGGAUUGGUGCAAGGGAUCUGGAGAAGAUGAGAAUAAGAAAAGCAGCAGCAGCAGGAAAUUGUUCUUCAUUACAAAGCCUGGUGGCUUCCUUUGACCCUAAGUGUUGCAAUCAUGGGCUGGAGGACGUGGACAGGGUAUUGUCCAGAACAGGGCCAAGUGUUGGGUAGGGUAGAAUUUAAGAAACUUUCUCCCCGUGGCAGAGGACAUCAAGUGAAAAGAAAGGGAUUUGGAGGGAAUCUGAGGAAAAACAUUUUCCAGCAGGGUGUUGCUGGAAUCUGAAUGCACUACCUAGGAUUAGUUGAAGUGGAGAGCAGGCAGGAACAAAACAGAAAGUUAAAGACAGAGGUAAAAGAAAAAUUAGUCUGUAUAUGUGUAAUCUAACUGGCAUUUAUGCUUAAAUGAUAUACAGGAUAUGUAACUGAGGACAGGAAAUGUUGCUAAAAGGUGAAGCACAAAUGGGGACUUGAGCAUUCUGCCUCUAAAUGGAUUGUGAACUCCCUUUUCCAUCUAAUACAUUUUACUCUACAAAUGUAUUGCAGUAUUAUCCACUACGUACAGCUAUUCUAUGCCAAGCAACAAAUACCACUUCCAACCGUCACAUUUCAUUAAAGAUUCCACUUCCUCAGCAGUGGUUUGAUUGCAAUACUGAACAUCCUCUCAUUUUGUUGAAAUACAAUUGUCGGUCAUAAAUCCAAAGUCAAUUGUGAGAAUGGUUUAAAAACUGUUUGUGGCUUAAUCUUAUUUUGGGAGUGCUUACAAAUCUUCAUGUCAGUUCUCCAUAUCACAUUCAAAACUUUAACAAUUUAUGGAAAACAUUUAAUCAUCCUCAAAAUGAGUGUGUUUACUAACAACGUUGCUACCCAUCCUGCAGUGUAUUUGCGGGUUGUCUGUGAAACAGCGCUAUGGCUUUGGUAAAUGCUAACUACAGUAAUCUCUGCAAGAAACCAGGAACUAAGCAACAGAUGUAUAGAGCUCAUUGCAAACAACAUCUGAUGUCGUAGGCUUCAAUUGCAUGUGUGAUUAUAAUGCAAGAUUUGCCUACAUAAUUGCAUAAAUAUGUAUCAAAAUUAUCCCUCUUUCAAAAAAUGUGAAAUACUUUUAAUUGCACACAACAAUUAUAGGUUCAGUCUCGGGCACAUACGGAAGACUAUAGACCUUAAAACAUAGGAGCAGAAUUAGGUCUUACAGCCUUUCAAGUCUGCUCUGGCAUUUCACUAUGGCUAAUCCAUUUCCCUCUCAUCCCCAUUCGCCUAGUUCUCCCUGUAACUUUUCAUGCUCUGACCAAUCAGGACCCUAUAAACCUCUGCCUUAAGUACACCCAGUGACCUAGUGCCCACAGCCGCCUGUGGUAACUAAUUCCAAAGAUUCACCACCCUCUGGCUAAAGAAAUUCUUUCUCAUCUCCAUUGUCUGGUUUUCAUUCUACUGGUGGCCAUAGCUCAAGGAAAACUAUUGUUCAAGGGCUGCAUUUUACAUUCAAUCUACAAUCCACGUUCAUGUCUGAAGAAUGAUUGCUGUUGAACUUAAUAUUUAUUAUAUACUGUAACUCCAGAAUAUGCCCCAAGAUAAUUUAAAAAAUGGGAUCAAUGUACCAUAAAUGUGUACUUAGAAACAUAGAAAACAUACAGCACAAUACAGGCCCUUCGGCCCACAAAGUGUGCUAAACAUGUCCCUACCUUAGAACUACCUAGGCUUUAUCCAUAUCUCUCUAUUUUUCUAAGCUCCAUGUAGCCACUCAGGAGUCUCUUAAAAGACCCUAUUGUUUCCACCCCCACCGCUGCUGCCGGCAGCCCAUUCCACGCACUCACCACUCUGCAUAAAAACUUACCCCUGACAUUUCCUCUGUACCUUCUUGCAAGCACCUUAAAACUGUGCCCUCUCGUGUUAGCUAUUCCAGCCCUGGGAAAAAGCCUCACACGAUCAAUGCCUCUCAUUAUCUUAUACACCUCUAUCAGGUCACCUCUCAUCCUUCGCCACUACAAGGAGAAAAGGCCAAGUUCACUUAACCUAUUCUCAUAAGGCAUGUUCCCCAAUCCAGGCAACAUCCUUAUAAAUCUCCUCUGCACCCUUUCUAUGGUUUCCAUGUCCUUCCUAUAGUGAAGCAUACUUGGUAUUGGUGGGCUUAAUAUCCUGUUUCUGUGUAAUAUAAUUCCAUAACAUGAUAAAUUUAGUUACCCCAGUUGCCAUGGUAACUGUCACUGGAUUGUUAGUCUAGGCUUUGGAAUGUUAGUCAGAAUCGGGUUUAAUAUCACCAGCAUGUGUCAUGACAUUUGUUAACUUAGGAGCAGCAGUACAAUGCAGUACAUGAUAAUAUAGGGGGGAAAAGUGAAUCAAGUACACUAAGUAUCAAAUAGUUAAAUUAAAAAUCGUGCAAAAACAGAAAUAAUAAAAAAGUGAGGUAGGGUUCAUGGGUUCAAUGUCCCUUUAGGAUUCAGAUGGGAAAGGGGAAGAAGCUGUUCCUGAAUCACUGAGUGUGUGUCUUCAGGCUUCUGUACCUCCUUGCUGAUGGUAACAGUGAGAAAAGGGCAUGUCUUGGGUGAUGGGAGCCCUUAAUAAUAAAUACUACCUUUCUGAGACAUUUCUCUACUGCAGAGGCUGGUGCCCAAGAUGGAGUUGACUAGUUUUACAACUUUCUGUAGCUUCUUUCAAUCCUGUGCAGUAGCCUCCCCCCCCCCCCACCCCAGACCAGACAGUGAUGCAGCCUGUCAGUAAUUUAAUGCAUGGGAGGUUGCAGGUGCAGGACUUCAAAGCAACAAUCUGCUUCAAAAACUUAAGUUGAGCAGCAUUAAUGAAGGGAAUUGUCUAUGUUUUGAGUUGAAAUUCUGCACCCAAACUGAAUUAUGUUUCUACACAGAAUUGUACUGGGGAUCGCUUGUAGGUGAAAGUUCUGUAUUUUUAUCUCCCUCUGUUUGGAGGCUGUAGUGGCAGAGACAAUUUCUCAAGGACACAAUGGAACAAUGAAUGGUCUAGCUCUAGAAAGAAAAUGGCUGCCCUGGAGUGCUGAUAUGAGGUGGAGAGUAGUAGAUCAGAUGGGUGGGAACUUGACGCCAAGUAGGAGUACAGCCGUCAUCUUGUCAACCUUACCCAAUUAAACUGCAAACAUGGAUCAUGUGAAGCGUAUGCGUGCACUUACACAAGUUCACCCCCUAGUACUAAGAAAAUAUGAAUUUAUAUCUUCCCCAGCUCCCUUGGUUAACAGACAGGUGAUAAGUUUAAAAAUAUACUACCAUGGCAUCUUGGGUAUUUCAAUUCACAGAGACACAUAGCAUCAAGUCUGCACCCACAUUAAUUCCAUCACCGGGGUUUCAGACAAUGAAAAAAAUAAAUUAGGUAGGAGAUUUGUAUGGGAUUAAUUGGGAAAUUGUUGUAUGGUUGCACGCACAUUUUAAAAGUAGAAAAAAUUGGGCACGUCCUCUGCAUUUGUCGAUAAUAGACGAAAAUUAAACACAUUCCUUCUCUGGAGAAAUAUGUUGCCGCAUAGGAAAACAUCGUGGAAACACCAAUGUUUUUGGUAAGAAAAGUGGUCAGCUUUGUAAGAAUAAUUACUCCAAAUCGAUAAAACCAAAAACCAAAGCUGUAAACACGAGGAAAUUUGCAGAUGCUGGAAUUUCAAGCAACACCCAUAAAAGUUGCUGGUGAACGCAGCAGGCCAAGCAGCAUCUCUAGGAAGAGGUACAGUCGACGUCUCGACCCGAAACCAAAGCUGUAACCGUGAGCACUCUCCCGGGGAACAUUAUUACACAUAGGAAUACAAUAUCCAAUGAUGUUAUAACUAGAGAGUUAUAAUUAUAACAUCCAAUGAUGUUAUUAUAAAUAUUGUGCGAGAAUUCUGAGCAAUCACUCUCAGACUUCACUAAACCUAGCAGAACUAAGGUGUAAUACAUAUUAGGCGAUACUUUUAACGGUUUCGUGUCGAUGUUUGUUAAGAAAAUAUGAGUGAGAUUUAUCUGUUUGGAGCAGGAUAUUUUCAUAAUUCACUGAGUCGUCGGUUUCAGUCGAGCUCGAUACAAUUAGCCACACAGAUCCGCCCCUGUACUAAGCUGGCACGGAUGCAUAGAGAUGUUUAAAAGCUAUUAAAAGCGUUUAUAAUAAUUUAAAACGCUUAAUGCAAAUAAACUUUAAUGAAUUAAAUUAAUGUCAUAAAGAGUUAAAUAUUAUUAUAAAACAUCGUUAAGAGCGUCAGCAAGUUGUAUUUGCCUGCCCGAUGUUUUCGAUUAGCCUGGAGCGUGCAGUGAACAGAACGUGAUCCCCACUGAUCUACAUGCAAGUACAGAGCAGCUGUUUGCUUACAGAUAAGCAAUAUCCUUGGCAGUCAAACAUUAAUGAAACAAUAUUAUAGUUUCCUCCUUUAAGUAGUUAAAGUUAUCUGAGUAAACAAUACCAAAAAUGAAGUUAAUCAUUUUAAGUUAUUCAACAUUAUUAUGAAGUCAUUCCUCUGCAGUGAAAUGAGAACUUCUGUUCAUGUCAAACAAAUAAAAGUGCUGAUGCUA